AUGGAGAACAAGAAGAAGGCCAAUCAUGGAGAUGGCUGGCAUGAUUGUGUCCUUCCUGUACAUAGCCAAGUAGUGAAGAUCAAGAAAGAGUUUGAGAAGGUUCAUCAGCCGCAGAUGCUGAGGGUGCUUCGCUAUAUCACAGGUCCACAGCGUUCCCAUUCUCCUCUCGGGUUAGGGCAGAGAGACCGCAGACCUAUCACCGUUGGAAAAUUGAUAACAAAGAAAGAGCAAUGGAUAUAGGUUACUAUCUGUGUAUUUUAGGCUCUCUUUUGUCUUUCAAUGUAAAUAUCUUUAGUUAAUGUCAUGAGUCUCCUAUGUCAACAAA
This is a messenger RNA of Brassica napus (rape), 325 nucleotides long. RefSeq lists its product as uncharacterized. Lineage: Eukaryota; Viridiplantae; Streptophyta; Magnoliopsida; Brassicales; Brassicaceae. The transcript has a single exon. The coding region runs from base 1 to 240 and encodes 79 amino acids. The record is from RefSeq and is a predicted model, not a curated record.